UUUUUUUUUUAUUAACAAAUAUUCUUAUUGGAUUUUACUUUUCACAAUUAGACAAUACAACACACAAUUGUCACUGUUUGUCUUCUUUUGUUUUUACACUUUCUGUAUGUAUCCGUUUCGCAAACUCUCGUCCAUUCGUACGCGAGAAUGUAAUUCAAACACAAACCGUCACUUGUUUUUUUAUUUAUUUCUCUCUCUCGUUUCACCGAACGCUUGUCCGUUUGUACAUGCGCAAAUGCAAACCUUCGUUUUUCUUGCUUUUAUGCCUCGCCAACUGCUCGUCCAUUCGUACGCGCAACAGGCAAAUUACAAAACAAUUAUGUCUACGUUUUUAAAUGCAAACCGCCGGUUUCGUUUCUAUGCUUCGCUAAUCGCUCGUCCAUUCGUACGCUCGAUAGGCUAAUCGCAACAACAAUUCUGUUUGAUUUCAAACGCAAACCGUCACCAACAUGACGUUCUUGCCACACUUGCUCUGCUAUGUUCAAACGCACGACCACUCGCAUGUGCGACUGCUCAAACCGAUCACAACAAUAACACACACAUGUGAGGCUAUGAGAAGCAUCUCACUUCUGAACUAAAAGAUGCUAGAUCUUUUAGAGUUUGUCAGGAUUCGAUUUAUUUAUUAUUAAAAGAUUAUAUUCCAUACAAUAUUGUUUAUUAUUAGAUAUUUCAAUUGCUUAAAUGUAUUACUCGUUUUUUUAAAGUUAAAAUAAAAUGAAAAAUAAAAAUAGACCAGUCUCGAACGAUGCUGACGCGACACUGCUUUUUUUUCGACGACUCUUCCUGGGUUGUUGGUGCGCUCGUUCUUUUGUGUUGCAGGGAUGCAAUUAUGCGGUUUACCUUACAAAUGUGUGUGUUUUUACAGAUCAAAAUAAAACGUUGCGCACGUCGCGGGAGCAAAUUGAUUGUUAUUUAAAUUUUGUGCGGGUUCACCCCGAGAUAAAAGUGAACAAAAACGACCCAUCGCGGCCAAAAAGGGUUGAAGAGCUUUGGUCGGAGGUUUCUGUCCUCCUAAAUGCCCUUAAAGGUCCAACUCGGACCCCCACCAAAUGGAGAGAGAAUCUGAGCCAUUGGAGGAACCAGAUUCGGUCACGGGCCAGGAAGGCAAAGGCGCACAAGAUGAUAACAGGUGGCGGCCCAAGCUCAAAAAUUGACCUGACCGAAACUGAGCAGCGGGCGUUGGACACAUUAGGGUCAUUCGCAGUUGAUGGGUUGGCUGAAUUACCAACCAUUGGAACAGAGGAAGAAGUAUUGUUUGGUGCUACUCCUACAUCAUCCCCACUGGUGACGACUACGGACGCCCCAAUUGACCGCACUCCAUCCUCGUCCCGAACAAAACGAAUAACGACGGACGAUAUGUUUGAAAAUGUUAUGACCAUGAUAAAAGAAAAGGGUGAGGAGGAGAGAGCUUUCCGGACUGAAACUUUAGAGGCCAUAAAUAAAUACUCCGAAUCGCUAAAUAAUUUAGCGACAGCCAUGGUGACGCUUACCCAAAAUAUCAUAAAUACAAAAAACUGAAAAUUAAAAAUGUGUCUAUGAAAA
Molecule: messenger RNA, 1542 nt
Organism: Zeugodacus cucurbitae (melon fly)
Lineage: Eukaryota; Metazoa; Arthropoda; Insecta; Diptera; Tephritidae
Exons: 3
Coding region: 715-1518 (267 amino acids)
Source: RefSeq, a predicted model, not a curated record